AAUCAGAAUUUAGAAAGAAGACAGGCCUCUUUCACUCACAAAAAUCCGGGAUUCUACACGUUUUAAACAACAUUUGACCUCAAUUGUUACCACGAAUAGUUGAAAUCAACUUGAUCAUCUUAAAGAAAUUAUGUCGGAGGAAAACAGUGAACCAAAGCCGAGAGAGAGGAGAUUUUCUAGACAUUCCUCCGAAGAUGGAAUACCUUUGUCCAAUAUGUCGGGUAGAAAUCGUCACCGGUCGCAGGCAUCUCAAAUGUCGUCGAAAAGUUUAAAAUCUGUCCGUACCAUUGAUAGAGCUCAAUAUCACGAAGAUUUAAAGAUAACAUUAAAGAGAAAGGCUACUAGAAAUCUCAUAUUUGGCAACUUUAUUGUAAUGUUUGGUUGUUCUUUCAUAUUUGGAUAUAAUCUCGGAGUUUUGAAUCUGUUAAAAGACCCUAUCUCAAACUUUUAUACCAAAGUUUAUUCUGAAAGGGCUAAUUGCUCAAAUCAGAAAAUCAUUGUGGAAAAUGUCUCCGAUUCAAGUGUAGCCUAUCAGACGCAAUCGCCCACUUUAAAUAACAAUUGUGUAUCAGAUAAUUUUUUAACAAUCUUAUGGCAAUUAACUACUGCAAUUUUUAUUCCUGGUGGAAUGAUUGGGGCGUUUUCUUCUGGCUUCAUUGCCGACAGAUUAGGAAGGAGAAAAGCUAUUAUGCUGUGUGAGAUUCCUGCCUUUUUUGGUGCUGCUUUCGCAUUGAUUGCAUGCUGGUUGAAUUCUCCGGAAAUAUUUAUGAUAGGUCGUUUCAUUACUGGAAUAAAUUGUGGUAUGGCUACCCAAUUAGCUCCAAUGUACAUCACCGAAAUUACGCCGUUCAAUUUAAGAGGAGCUUUUGGAACUGGUCAUCAAUUAUUCAUAACUAUUGGAAUUUUCUUUGGAGCUGUAUUCUCAUUAAGAGAAGUAUUUGGAACGGAUUCACUUUGGCAGUAUGCUGUCUUUAUGAACAUCGUACCGGCCGUGGUUUGUCUAUUGGGUUUUUUCUUUAUUCUACCCGAUAGUCCUAGAUAUCUCCUAUUAAAAAAGGGUGAUAGGAAGGAGGCGGAAAAAGCUCUUUUCUUCCUUCGCCAAACGGAAGAUAUUCAUGAUGAUAUGGAGGAAAUGGAAACGGAAUCUCCCGAGGAUAAAUCUGAAGAAAAGUUUACUAUGUCUAAACUAAUAUCUUCAAAAAAUCUACGAAUGCCACUCUUUAUUACGUUAGCAUUGCAAGUUAUACAACAGCUAAGCGGAAUAAAUGCUGUAAUAUUCUAUUCGAGUAAUAUCUAUAAAAAUUGCGGAUUAACGGAUUCCGCAAUCCAAUAUGCCGUUUUAGCAACCAAUGCAGUUAAUGUUGCCAUGACAAUAAUUGCUGUGCCGAUUAUGGAUAAAGCUGGACGUAGAAAAUUACUACUAUAUCCAAUGUUGGGAAUGAUAUUAAUACUAACGAUUCUCUGCGUAUCGCUUAACUUAACACCUCAAGCAUCCUGGCUUAAAUAUAUAUCUGCUAUGUCCGUUGUAAGUUACGUAAUCUGCUUCUCGGUCGGCCUCGGGCCCAUACCUAUGAUGAUUGGAGCCGAGUUAUUUAGACAAGGACCUAGACCCAUGGCUCUUAGUUUGGCUGGAUUUACAAAUUGGUUGUUUACGUUUGUAAUAGCAAUGUCUUUUGUAAGUAUUCAGGAGGCGUUGGAAGAAUUUACAUUCAUUAUAUUUCUCGUUCUCAUGGUUUUCUUCACUAUAUUUGUGUACUUCCGGGUUCCGGAAACUAAAAAUAAAACUUUUGAGGAAAUUGCAGCCCAAUUUGCUCCAGGGGAUAUGCUAGAGGUCGAAGAAUGGAUUGACGACACGGCUGAUGAGAUAGAUAAACCACCAAUGGAAGAUGAAACCUUCUUAAAGAAUGGUUCUAAACCUACAACUGAGAGUGAUGUAGUCUUCACUUAAAAGAUUAAAAUAAUAAGAGUUUAUUUUGUGCCGACAAACCUGUCUCCGUAAAAAUAUCAUUAUUUGAUCAAUUUUACCUGAAAAGAUGCUGUUUAAAGUUAAUAUUAUAGGUAACUAAUGGUGAUAGCAAAAACAAUAACAAAAAUUUGACAUAUCUCAUUUUUUUCAAUAUGGCAGGGGUGGGUCUAGUUUAUUUUAACGACUAAUAAUUAAUUGUUAACAUUAUUAUUAGAUACUUUUUACCUAUUAAUUAAUUUUCUCGUUAAAUAUUGCGAAUUUAAAGAUAUAGUUUGAUUAUUAUAUCAUAUAUAUAGUAUAGGAAUUUAACGAAACCGAAUGUUUUUACUUAGAAAAUUUAGCUUAGAAAUGUUAAAGAUAAGAUAACACGUCUGCGUUUUGUUAAUAGGAAACAUUUAACAUUUUCUUUCCUUAUAAUAAAAGUAAUAAACGUACUCUAAACAAUUUCAUUUUUAAUAAUUUGCGAUUUUUCUGCUUUUAACCUAAAAGUAAUUGAUAUUAACGUUUUGAAAAUUAUGUUAUAGUUUAGAUAAUCAUCUAAGUAUAUAUUAACUUAAAACAGCUAUAAAACAGGCUAUUUCAUAUCAUUUUUGAGCAGUUUCCAGUCCUGAUACAUCAAUGAGUUAUCUAUACAUGUAUGUUUUACUAGAAAUAGUAAAUUUCUUUUUUCUGCACUAAGUAUUUCGUUGUAUGUUUAGUGUGUAUAAAUAUAUAGUAUAUAUAUAUAUUUAUGUUAUAUUUGCUCCGAAUCGCAAUGUUAUGCAAACCAAUUGUAUAUAAUUUAUAUUUUUAUUGAUUCACGUGUUUGAUUAAUGUUAAAACACGUAAGGAGCUUAAAAAGAUGCAAAGUUUAUUUUUUCCAUCCAGUUGAAACUUGUAAGAAACUAUUAUUAUCAGGUUUUUUUCUCUUUUUCGUUAGAUCUGUCUUUAAAGGUAAUUGUAAUCUUUAGAUUAUUGAACAAAUUUUCAGAAAAUAUUAUAAAAUAUCAACUAUUAGCUACGUGUGGUCCAUGUUUAAACUUGAAUGAAUAAGGCUGGGAUAGGGAAGACAACUCAUAUUUUCUUAAAUCGCUUACCUUUAAAAGCCUUAGAUAAUAAUAAUCACUUUUGUUUCUUUUUAACACGUUUUACUCUUUUAUUCAUUUUUAGCCAUUUUUAACAUUUCUUUUGGGGUCUCGAAACUAUUUGAUAUUAGUUUUAACUUGGACAGUUUAGUAGCUUUUGGUAAAUAUUACACAGCAUAUAUACUAAACUAUAUACAGUAUAUAUUUGUCAAUAUCAAUCAACUAUACAAAAAAAAGAAUAAUCAUAAUAAUUAAUAAUAAUCAAUUAGGCCUAUUUACAAUCAGCAAAAAAGAAAAAAAACAAAAAAAACAGAAGGAAUAAAAAUAUAUAAAGUGAGAUAAUCGUUAUAAAAAUAAAAAGUCUUCGUAUUAAUGAUGUUAACGAGUGGAAUUAAUAUAUAAAAGAGUUUUAGUGUUUUAUUUUUAAAAACAUAUUGGAUAUUAAGUAUGAUAUAGUUUGGUGUUCUUUUUGUCUUGAAGAAAAGAAUAUAAUUUAUAGGAAAAGGAGUUUCAGAGGACACGAUCAACUCUUCUUUCCUUUCUCUUCUUUGUUUUCUAAUAGGUGUUUGUUUAGGUGAUUAUAUUUUAUUGUCGAUUUUUAACAAUGCUUUGGAUAUUAUGUAUUAACAUUCUGUUAUGUUAUUUAAACAUUAGAUUCUUAUAAAUGCAAUAAAAAUGUUAAAACCGC
Molecule: messenger RNA, 3718 nt
Organism: Dimorphilus gyrociliatus
Lineage: Eukaryota; Metazoa; Annelida; Polychaeta; Dinophilidae
Source: the annotation of a GenBank genome assembly